Molecule: messenger RNA, 1539 nt
Organism: Candidula unifasciata
Lineage: Eukaryota; Metazoa; Mollusca; Gastropoda; Stylommatophora; Geomitridae
Source: the annotation of a GenBank genome assembly
AUGCAGCAGGAAUCUAACACUGACUCUUUGUCGUUAGCUCUAAAGCCUGGGCCACAUAUCGCAUUCGUCAUCUACCUGCAGGGUCUGCUCGUGGCAGGGAUGUACCUUCUCGACACACAGGGGUUAACAGUCAAAGAAUACCCAAAGCUGGUAACUUUGCUAAUGGCGUCUGGUGUAUUCCAUGUGGCCUACUCUUACAUUUCUACAAACAUCGUCCUGGGGGUGAUGAAUGUCGUCAGCCACUCAAUCGCCAACAUCUUCAAGAGGCUUCUCGUAGUGCUCCUGCUGUCUGCUCUAGGAACUCGACAGCUGUCAACGAGCAACUACCUGGGGCUAGGUAUAGCAGUGAUUGGGCUUCUCGUCUACACACACGGGAAGAUCGGCGCAGACCAAAAAUCGUAUGUCGAAGAAAACAAGAGAUGCAAAGUUCGAAAUAGUAAGACAUGGCUGACAGUGCUUCUGUUAGCGGUGUUCACUAUUUUAUUUGUUCAUUCCGUAGGCGACCACGAGAGGGUAAGCACACGCUUGUCGUCUGCUCGACAACGUAUCUGCAGACAUGCAGACUCGGACUUCAACUGUUUACAGGAGGUCAGUGGAGCAAUAGAAGAAUUUUCCCACAUAAUCGAGGCUGAAACUGACACGGAAAUGCGAGAGUUUCUAUCAUGGCGCCUGGUGGACCAUCCAGAAGACACGGACAAGAGAUCCAAGACGCUGACGACAAACAAGGAAAUCGUAGAGGAAGCUCAGAGGAUUCUGGUUAACCUAAUGCAAGAUCUUUUAGGCAAAGCCAAGAACGUGAUGUUGAUAGAUAUCCCUGUCCAUGAAAACAAAGGCGACCCGGCCAUAGCUGCCGGGGAAAUUCUGCUGCUGGAAAAACUCAACAAAAGUAUUGUUUUCCAUUGUCAGACUCAUGCAUGCAAUCGCAGUCUAGGUUUGAAGGAAGCAAUCAAAGUCAACAGAAGAUACCCAAAUGGCGAUUUAGUUAUUCUUAUGCAUGGAGGUGGUAAUAUAAUAGGCUACCCAGUAGUAGAUCAUCUUCGAAGGAAAUACAUUGAAGCUUUUCCUGACAGAAAAGUUAUCAUUUUCUCACAAAGCAUCUGGCUUUAUGGGAAUUACUCUAAAGAACUAGAAUUCGCUCGUGUGACUUAUUCCAAUCGUUCCAAUUUGGUAAUAUUCCUACGUGAUCGACAGUCUCUAGAAAUAGCAAAGAACAAUUUUAAGGGUGUUAAGCUAAUUCUUGCACCGGAUCUGGCUUUCUGUAUCGGAAUGAUACCUCGACAAAUGCCACCGUUAUAUGACAUUAUGUGGAUACGAAGAGAAGACAACGAAAGUUCAAGUUAUACUCUUCCAACAAUUCCUCAUAAUAUUACCGUUUUUGUGGGUGAUUGGCUUCAGUGGCUGACUAAUAAAAGCAACAAAACAGUGGAGGACGUCUUUCUAAUAGCUUCUGCAGGAUUCCAUUUCCUGCUGAGAGGUAAAAUUGUGGUCACAGAUCGUUUGCAUGGGCAUAUCUUGUCUACGUUGUUGAACAUCCCACAC